Asterias rubens (European starfish) is the source of this 1563-nucleotide messenger RNA. Its product is annotated as aspartic and glutamic acid-rich protein-like. Gene Ontology annotation, biological process: nucleosome assembly; negative regulation of DNA recombination; chromosome condensation. Gene Ontology annotation, cellular component: nucleosome; nucleus. Gene Ontology annotation, molecular function: structural constituent of chromatin; nucleosomal DNA binding; double-stranded DNA binding. The record is from RefSeq and is a predicted model, not a curated record. Lineage: Eukaryota; Metazoa; Echinodermata; Asteroidea; Forcipulatida; Asteriidae.
AUGAAUAUACUUGAAGAGUUGGCUGCUGGAGGCAAGAUAUUGACUGGUGAAGAAGAUGCCAGGAAAGAUGGGGAUGACGAUCAUGUAGAUAAGGAAGAGGAAGAUGUUGAUGAUGAUGUGGACGACAAAGAUCAACGUGACGAGGACUAUGAAGAUGAUGCAGACGACAGGGAUCGACGUGACGAGGACUAUGAAUAUGAUGCAGACAUCAGGGAUCGACGUGACAAGGACUAUGAAGAUGAUGCAGACAAGGACGAUGAAGAUGAUGCAGACGACGAGGACUUUGAAGAUGAUGGAGACGACAGGGAUCGACGUGACAAGGACUUUGAAGAUGAUGCAGACGACCAAGAUCAUCGUGACGAGGACUAUGAAGAUGAUGCAGACGAGGACUAUGAAGAUGAUGCCGACAAGGACUAUGAAGAUGAUGCAGACGAGGACGAUGAAGAUGAUGCAGACGAGGACUAUGAAGAUGAUGCAGGCGAGGACGAUGAAGAUGAUGCAGACGACGAGGAUGAUGCAGACGACGAGGACUUUGAAGAUGAUGGAGACAACGAGGAUCGACAAAGUACAUCAAGGACACAUUCCAAGUCGACAUGGACAGGCAGGCCGUUUUCAUUUUUCAUCCGAAAAGCCCUCAAUACCGGUGUGCAGAAGGGAGUUCUUAUCCAGACCAAGGGCAAGGGAGCUUCCGGUUCAUUCAAAUUGGACCCAGCAAAGGACAAGGCCAAGGAACAGGCGGAGAAGGUCAAAGAACGAGCCAAGGCCAAGAAAGAGAAGGAUCAAGCAAAGAAAGCAGAGAUGAAAGCCAAGAAAGCAGAGAAAGCCGCAGCCAAGAAGGAGAAGGCCAAGAAAACCAAGAUAACCAAGAAGAAGACUCCAAAGAAAAUCGUCAAGAAGACACCCACCAAGAAAGUUGCAGCCAAGAAAACAGCAGCCAAGCCAUCAAAGAAAGUCGCCAAAGCCCAGCAAAGCGCAAAGAGUCCCAAGCCAACAGGCAAAGAAGGCCACCAAAGCAGCAAAGCCGAAGGAAGACCACCAAGCCAAAGAAGUACAAUCAAGAUGGUGGUUGCCGCUAUCGUGGCACUGAAGGAAAAAAACGGUUCGUCCAGUCAAGCCAUCAGAAAGUACAUCAAUGACACAUUCCAAGUCGACAUGGACAGGCAGGCCGUUCACAUCCGAAAAGCCCUCAAUACCGGUGUGCAGAAGGGAGUUCUUAUCCAGACCAAGGGCAAGGGAGCUUCCGGUUCAUUCAAAUUGGACCCAGCAAAGGACAAGGCCAAGGAACAGGCGGAGAAGGUCAAAGAACGAGCCAAGGCCAAGAAAGAGAAGGAUCAAGCAAAGAAAGCAGAGAUGAAAGCCAAGAAAGCAGAGAAAGCCGCAGCCAAGAAGGAGAAGGCCAAGAAAACCAAGAUAACCAAGAAGAAGACUCCAAAGAAAAUCGUCAAGAAGACACCCACCAAGAAAGUUGCAGCCAAGAAAACAGCAGCCAAGCCAUCAAAGAAAGUCGCCAAGCCCAGCAAAGCCGCAAAGAGUCCAAAGCCAAAGUGGUCGUUUCAGGCUUAG